This is a messenger RNA of Trachymyrmex cornetzi, 646 nucleotides long. RefSeq names its product protein NPC2 homolog. NCBI's taxonomy places the organism in Eukaryota, Metazoa, Arthropoda, Insecta, Hymenoptera, Formicidae. The record is from RefSeq and is a predicted model, not a curated record. The transcript is spliced from 3 exons. Bases 77 to 544 code for a protein of 155 amino acids. Gene Ontology annotation, molecular function: sterol binding. Gene Ontology annotation, biological process: sterol transport.
AUUGAGUCUGAUCAGACCCACAGCACUCUGACGAAGUUUCUUGAACGGAAAAGUAGAAACACUCUCAGCGCACGAGAUGCUGAGGGAAAUGAUUCUCGUUUCCGCGGCGCUCAUUGUGCUUGCCAGUGCCACGGUAGUUAAUCAAUGUGAUUCUGGUGACCCGUUCGAAGAUGCCAAUCAAAUCAGUAUAUCCGACUGCGACAAACCUGAAUGUCUGUUAAAACAGGGAUCGACUAUCUAUAUACGAAUACAACUCGUGCCUAACAGAGAUAUUCAGAAUUUGAUUAAUGACGUAUCGGCGCUUCUUUUUAAUAAAUCUCUACCGUUUGUAGGAGUUGAUGGAACAAAUGCCUGUAAUAAUAUUUACAAUGUUGAUGGUAGCAAAGCCGAUUGUCCCUUGCAGAAAGGCAAAGAAUAUGUAUACGAAAACAGUUUCUCUAUUUUGCGAAUAUAUCCCAAGGUUCCACUAAUCGUACGUUACGCAUUGCGAGAAGGAAAUGAUAUAGUUAUUUGCUUCGAAGUACCAGCGAAAAUUACAAAAUAAAAUGCUUCGUUUUGUUGAUUUCGGCAUAUUACAAUUAAAGUUCUAGUACACGUAGUCAAUGUGAGUUUAUGUAAUUGGCUGAUAGGGUAACUCCGGUAUAUA